Dovyalis caffra is the source of this 1299-nucleotide messenger RNA. NCBI's taxonomy places the organism in Eukaryota, Viridiplantae, Streptophyta, Magnoliopsida, Malpighiales, Salicaceae. The record is from the annotation of a GenBank genome assembly.
AUGCCUCUCUACAGCACCAAAUUCCCACACCAACUCCAUCAGACCCGGACUUUCAUAGCUGCCAGGAUCAAAUGGGUCUGUGAUCCUUACCUUGACACGGCUGUUUCCAAAGAAAAAGACUUAAAACAAGUAAUUUCUUUCAAGAACCAAAUCAUUUCCUCUCCCUCAACAUCCCUUCCUCUUUCCUCUCUUUCCCUUCUAAAACCGUACCUCAAUCUCCCCACUACAGCCCUCAAUUUCUUCCAUAAAUACCCAACAGUUUUCUGUCAAUUCCAGCCCUCUCCUUCCCUCCCUUUCCACAUCAAACUCACCCAUCAAGCUAUGUCACUUCACAAGGAAGAGCAGCUCAUUUUCAAGUCACAACCUUUACGUGAUGACACCAUAAAAAGGUUAGCUAAGCUCCUAAUGCUUUCUGGGGCAAAAAGAUUGCCUUUGCAUAUUAUUGAUAGGUUCAAGUAUGAUUUGGGUUUGCCUCAUGAUUAUAUUAUUGCCCUUUUAUCAGAUUAUCCAGAAUAUUUCCAUGUUUGCGAGGAUAAAGAUUGUUUAACUGAUAAAGACUUGUUCUUUUUAGAGCUGGUUUCAUGGAGAGAUGAAUUAGCUGUGUCUGAAAUGGAGAAAAGAGUGUCACAUGGGGAUUUGAGUAAUGUUAAGAGAGGGCAGAGAAUUGGGUUUCCGUUAAAUUUCCCAAAUGGGUUUGAUUUACAGAAGAAAGUGAGAGAUUGGGUUUUCGAAUGGCAAGGGUUGCCAUACAUAUCGCCCUAUGAAAAUGCUUUUCAUUUAAAUCCCAGUGGGGAUCAAGCCGAGAAGUGGACUGUCGCUGUGUUACAUGAGAUGUUAUGGUUGUUAGUGUCGAAGAAGACGGAGAAAGAGAAUGUGCUUCAAUUGGGAGAUUAUUUGGGGUUUGGGGAUAAAUUUAAGAAGGCUUUAGUGCAUCACCCAGGGAUUUUUUAUGUUUCCAAUAAGAUCAGGACCCAGACUGUGGUGCUUAGAGAGGCUUAUAGGAAGGACUUCUUAGUGCAUAAGCAUCCUCUAAUGGGAAUGAGGUUUAGGUAUAUUCAUCUUAUGAAUAAAGGUAAGAAGAAGAGAAGAAAAUCAGUUGGUGGUAUUGUACGUUCUCGAUUGCGAAGGCAGGUUUCAUCUUCCAAAAAAAUUAUAGAAAGAAAAGCUAAAUAUAAAAGCAGGGAGGAAGAAGAAGAGAAGUCAAAUGGCUCUUCAGAAUCUGAAUUUGAGGAUGUGAGCUCCUCAGACUCUGACCUUGAGGAUGCAUAUCGUGAUGGGACGAUGAAGAUGAAGAUGUGA